Musca domestica (house fly) is the source of this 1862-nucleotide messenger RNA. Its product is annotated as probable cytochrome P450 304a1. The coding region runs from base 128 to 1678 and encodes 516 amino acids. The record is from RefSeq and is a predicted model, not a curated record. Gene Ontology annotation, molecular function: monooxygenase activity; iron ion binding; oxidoreductase activity, acting on paired donors, with incorporation or reduction of molecular oxygen. NCBI's taxonomy places the organism in Eukaryota, Metazoa, Arthropoda, Insecta, Diptera, Muscidae. The transcript is spliced from 5 exons.
UCACAUUUUAGUCGAGUAGUGAAAGUCGUCGCAAAGCAACAGUUACCUAAAACGGUUUAAACCGCUUUCGUUUGGUUGUAUAAUAACACAAUUAAAAAAAAAUAUUUUUAAUCCUUAAGGAUUCAAAAUGUUAACAUAUUUGUUAUUGGUGUCUUGUACGACUCUUUUCGUAUACGGUUUAUACAAAUAUGCUGUGUCGAAACCAAAAGGAUUUCCACCCGCUAUUCCUCGCGUUCCCUUCUUUGGCAGUUAUUUGUUCAUGUUAAUGGUGAAUUCCCGCAUGCUACACAAAGCUGUUUCACAAUUUGCAAAAUGGUUGAAAACGGAUAUAAUUGGUCUGUUCAUGGGUAAUUUUCCCUUUGUUGUUGUCCACAAUCCUGAUGCUGUACGUGAAGUAUUAAAUCGGCCUGAAUUCGAUGGCCGUCCAUCGUCGUUUAUUGCCGAAAUACGAGAGCCCAAUAGGAAAAUUUCUGGAAUUUUCUUCAUAGAUGGUCCCGAAUGGGAGGAGCAAAGACGUUUCAUUCUCCGCUAUUUAAGAGAUUUUGGGUUUGGGCGACGUUCCGAUCAAUUAGAAGCCGUGAUGCAAGAAGAAUUAACUGACAUGUUAAGUUUAAUACGCAAUGGACCCAAAUAUGAACACGAGAAGCAAUUUGUCAGAGAAGGCGGCUAUCGUAUCCUACUAUCCUAUUUCUUUAAUCCCUUCUCAGCCAACAGUAUCUAUCAGUGCGUUUUCAACGAACGAAUUCCAAGAGCUGAACAAGCGGAUAUGUGGAAAUUGAUCCUUAUGCUUGUUCAAUUCCAACGCACCGGUGAUGAUUAUGGUAAAGUUUUAGGUAUUAUGCCUUGGAUCCGACACAUAUUCCCCAACUGGAGUUCAUAUAAUAAAUUAAUGGAAUCGAAUCGUUAUGUUUACAAUUUCUAUGAGAAAAUGAUAAAUCACUACAUUGAGACGUAUGAUGAAUCGGCUGAUCGCAACUUUGUCGAUUUGUAUAUCAAAGAAAUGAAAAAGGCCGAGGAAGAGGGUAAAGGCGAUACAACAUCUUUUAAACACAAUCAACUUGUUAUGGCAAUGAUCGAUUUUACAUUCCCCGCCAUCACCAAUAUGGGUACAACAAUGGCAUUUUUAAUCCAAUAUCUGUUGCAUUAUCCGGAGGUUCAGAAGAAAAUCCAAAAUGAAAUUGACAAUGUUGUCGGCUCAGGUCGUUUGCCAACAUUAGAUGAUCGUAAAGAUUUAUCUUACACCGAAGCAUGUAUAAGAGAAAUUAUGCGAAUUGAGACGCUGGUUCCUUCGAAUGUUGCACAUCGGGCAAAAGUAGAUACAGAACUAAUGGGAUAUCAUUUGCCAAAGGAUACAAUAGUCUUGACUAGCUUAAAGUCCGUUAAUAAUGAUGAAACUAUAUGGGGUGAUCCGAAGAAUUUCCGACCUGAAAGAUUUUUAGAUGACAAUGGAAAGUUGUGCCUAAAGAAAGACGUUUCGCUACCAUUUGCUGCUGGCAAACGUCUGUGCGCUGGUGAAACAUUUGCUCGCAACAUGUUAUUCCUGAUGACCACAACCAUGUUACAAAAUUUCAACUUUGUAUUGGGUCCAAAUGACAAAUUACCCGAUAUGAGUGUACGUCUGAGUGGUUUGACUUCGGCUCCCAUGGACUAUUGGGUGCAAUUAGAAGACAGAAUGUAACACCAAAAAAAAAAAAAAAAAAAGAGAACAGAGAACAGAGACAAGCAUUUAUAGUUUAAGAUGUGUAUUAUAUUAGGUUAGAAUGAAUUUUCAGAUCGUGUUGCGAUUUUGAACAAUUGGUUGUCAUUAUAUGUAUGGCUUUAAUUUUUUACAUUGCUUUUAAUAAAAAUGGAUUUUUUUUAAA